This is a messenger RNA of Pyricularia oryzae 70-15, 765 nucleotides long. RefSeq lists its product as uncharacterized. NCBI's taxonomy places the organism in Eukaryota, Fungi, Ascomycota, Sordariomycetes, Magnaporthales, Pyriculariaceae. The record is from RefSeq and is a predicted model, not a curated record. Bases 1 to 765 code for a protein of 254 amino acids. The transcript has a single exon.
AUGCACACCGUCCGCCUUUUUAUCACGGCCCUCACGACCUUGGUUGUUGUGCCGACCAGUGUCGUUGCCAAUCCACCGAUGAACUGGGGGAAUGCAUAUGGCCAUCGCGGAAACACUGCCAGUUACAAUUCGGGCCAGGCUGCUACGUCCCAUGAGCCUACUCAAGAGUAUGACCUUGAGCCGACCUACCUCAGUCACUUCACGGGGGAGCCCGAAGUUCAACGCCUGAAGAAGGAUUGUGAGGUCUGGCUACUCAAAGAUAAUCAAGUCCAAGAGACAAGAUAUGCCAACUACAAAGAAAGUGUCAAAUUUCUUGCCAUACCGCCCGGACCAAGAUUAUCCGUCCGAUUGGAAUGGGAGCAGGGCGGCGAUAAUCCAUGCCGCGGGAACGUGUGGCGAGGCGAGAUACCUCGUGGUUACUACGUCUCUAUAGUCAAGCCGCAAAUGAGCCCCAUAUCAUCCCCUUACGCCUUCAAGUUGCACCCCGAACCCGAUGCGACAAGGUGUCACGUCGUGUUCGCAAGCGCCAAUGGCGCGAAUACCGCAGAAGCAAAGAACAUAGACUUUGGCAAGAAGACUACUUUUAUCCGGAAUUACUUUACCAUCAUCGCGGAGCCCGAUUACGUCGGUCCAUAUAGACGCAGGACAUGCAAGGCAAGAGUGGUAGAGGGUGAUAUUCCUGGCGGUAUGGUCGUCCGUGUGGGUGACGCCGGGUCGUACGGCUUUCACCAAACUUUGUUCCCGAGAGGGGUUUCAAAGCCGUGA